GACAAAAACAGGCGUCUCUUGUUAGACACGUGUAGGCGUUUGAGAGAACAGAGAAGAGGUGUCUUCGUUCUUCGUCGUCCUCCUCCAUCCUGCGAUCUCUCUCUCUCUCUCACUCAGAUUCCCUUAUCUUGUCAAUUACUUUCUGUGAGGGUCGUGCUUGAUCCUAUGAGAAAGAGCGUGAGUUUGAACAACUUGUCUGAGUAUGAGAGUACUGAGGAGACCUUAAAGAUCGUUGGAGAGGAUGGAGAUGGACAAGCCAAGAACAAAACAUCCUCCUGUUACGCCUCGGCUGAUGACGCUGUUCUGGUUUCUGCUAAUCGUGAGAGGAAACGAGUUCCAUGGACUGAGGAAGAGCACAAGCUGUUCCUGCUUGGUCUGGAGAGAGUACUAUUACCGUCGAUCUCCCUGAUGCGCUCAGCCCAAGUCUCACACUGCGUGUGCUACUUACUCUGUGUUACUUGCAGAAUAAAGGAAGAGGUAAAGAGUAAGAGAGCUCAUAAGGAAGUUUGCAACUCGAGCUCGAGGAUGAGUGUGGUUUAUAGUUUGAUUGUGAGGGAAGAGGAGGUUCUGAUGGAGCAGAGGAAGAGAGAGUGUGGAGGUUGUCUAAGAGACAACAUAAGAAGUAUCUACCAAUAAUGUACACAUUUCCUAUUGUUUCUUAACAUUGUUUCUUAGUCUAAAAAUAAUAAUAAAGAAUGCUAAGGACUCUAAA
Molecule: messenger RNA, 712 nt
Organism: Raphanus sativus (radish)
Lineage: Eukaryota; Viridiplantae; Streptophyta; Magnoliopsida; Brassicales; Brassicaceae
Exons: 5
Coding region: 166-636 (156 amino acids)
Biological process (GO): response to ethylene; response to gibberellin; response to auxin
Source: RefSeq, a predicted model, not a curated record